Purpureocillium lilacinum is the source of this 2706-nucleotide messenger RNA. RefSeq lists its product as uncharacterized. The record is from RefSeq and is a predicted model, not a curated record. Lineage: Eukaryota; Fungi; Ascomycota; Sordariomycetes; Hypocreales; Ophiocordycipitaceae. Gene Ontology annotation, biological process: proteolysis. Gene Ontology annotation, cellular component: cell wall; membrane. Gene Ontology annotation, molecular function: serine-type endopeptidase activity.
AUGUGGACCAUGGCGCUGCGAGUAGCAGUCUUUGCCGCACUCUUUGCAACGGCAACCCCUUUUGCUCCAAGAUCCCCAGAGCCUUUCAUCCAAGAGUACGUCCCGGGUGCCUACCUCUUCGAGCUCGAAGAUGGCCACGAUGUCUCGGCCUUGCACGACGGCAUCGAGACGCACGGCACGGUGCGGAUGCACCUCGACUUCAAGCUCUUCAAGGGCGUCUCGGUGCAGCUGCACGACGUCCGGAACGCACACACUCGGGCAAUGGCCAUGGCCAGCGCCGCCGCGCCCGCAGUCAAGAAUGUCUGGCCCAUUUCGAUAUUCAAGCACCCUGGCGGCGACGUGCAGGUCUUGAGCAACCCGGGCGGCCCCGUUCUCGUAAACGAUACGGACGACCAGGACGACAUAUGGUCGCCGCACAGGAUGACGCAGGUCGACAAGCUCAAGGCAGAGGGCAUCACGGGCAAGGGCAUCAAGAUUGCCGUCAUCGACACGGGCAUCGACUACACGCACCCCGCACUGGGGGGCUGCUUCGGCAAGGGCUGCCUCGUCUCGUUUGGGCGCGACCUCGUGGGCGAUGAAUACGCCGGGCCAGGGGAUGAGCCCGCGCCCGACGACGACCCGCGGGACUGCGAGGGUCAUGGAACGCAUGUGGCGGGCAUCAUCGCGGCGCGGCCAAACCCCGUGCGCUUCACGGGCGCUGCUCCGGGAGUCUCCCUCGGCGCAUACAAGGUGUUUGGAUGCAACAGCGACACGGCUCUCGACGUCAUCAUGGCGGCGUUCCACAUGGCGUACGAGGACGGCGCCGACAUCAUCACGGCAUCAAUAGGCACCUGGAGUGGCUGGGCCGAGGAACCCCUAGGCGUGGCCGUCUCUCGCAUCGUCGAGCGCGGCGUCCCCUGCGUGGCCUCGCUCGGCAACGACGGCCUCCUGGGCCCCUUCUUCACCGUAAGUCCGGCCGAUGCCAGGGGCGUCAUAGCCGUCGGCUCGUUUGAUCCCGUCUUUGACCCGCUCAUCCUCUCCGUAUCGCGGUAUUCGGUCGACGGUGGAGAGCCGCAGGUGUUUGGCUACCUGCCCGUGUACGAGCCCCCCUCGGUCCCAGGACAGAACACGUGGGACAUCAAGCUGCCUCUCUAUGCCACGAGCCUGAACACGUCCGUCGCCAGAGAUGCCUGCGAUGCCUUGCCGGACAACACGCCGGACCUGAGCAACAUGGUGGUUCUCAUGCGUGACGGCGGGUGCCCGCCUUUUACAAAGGCUCAGAACGUCAUCGCCAAAGGCGCCAAGUACAUGCUAGUCUAUGGUGGCGGCCGCUCCAUCUACCCGAUGCUCACUUUUCCGGUCGGCACGGCCAUCACGGGCGCCGGCAUGGUGCUACCCGAAGCAGGCGAGGUAAUGGUGGCGGCUUUAAAGGCCGGGCACAAUGUCACCGUAGACAUGGCUUCCCCGGGCAAAGCCGGCUACGUGCUCUUCAAGAUUAAGAAGACGAGCACCGGUGGCCGUGUUGCCGCGGAGUCUACUUGGGGCCCCGACUGGAGGAUGGAGAUGAACCCGACGGUCGGAACGCCGGGCAACGAGAUCGUCUCAACGUGGCUGAACAACACUUAUGCCAUCCGUUCUGGCACCUCCAUGGCGACGCCGCUGAUGGCGGGCAUCAUGGCCCUCAUCGCCGAGUCGCGUGGUACUCUUGACCCAGCGCUGAUGAUGAAGCUUCUGUCCGCCACGGCAAAUCCGCAGCUGUACAACGCCGGGCACGGGUUCGUCGAGGGGCAGCUCGCUCCGGCGUUCAGUCAGGGGGCCGGCCUCGUCCAAGCCCACGAUGCCGCACACGCAGCGACCAUUCUAGAGCCGUCGAGCCUUUCCUUUAAUGACACCACCCACUUUCAGGAGCGGCUUAGCUUUUUCCUAUCCAAUAGGGACACUCACGAAAUCAUAUAUACUGUAUCUCACGUCCCGACCCGGACCGUGUAUACCCUCUCGGAGACGUACUCGGUAGAUCCCUCCCCGAUGGUUACGCCUUACGCGUUCGUUGACAGCCACGCCACGCUGGAGUUUUCAGACACAAAAAUCACGCUCAAGCCCGGUCACCGCAAGGAGGUCUCCGUCACGGCGCAACCGCCAAAGGACGUUGACGCAAGGCGCCUCGCGCUUUGGUCCGGCUACAUUGCCAUCAACGGCACGGACGGCACGUCGCUGUCCUUGCCGUACCAGGGCAUGACGGGCUCGCUGCGCAACGCGACCGUCUUGGGCCCCAACGGGACUGUUUUCGUCGCCCUCAAGAGCAAGAGCAACCGAUGGGUACCGGUGGUCCUGGAGCCCAACAGCACGGUCACCCUGCCGCCACCCGGCCAGUGGAAGCUCGGCGACGACGUGUUCGGCGUAGCCGUGAACAACGCCCUGGGAAGCCCGCAGAUCCGGGCAUACCUGGUUCCGCUGACGACGUGUCCCCCGAAAAACCUCACGGUAGACGACCCGCUGGGCAGCGGCAAAUUCAAGACGAUCGGCCAGCCUUACGGGAUGCCCAUGCGGUGGGUCGGGCGCCAGGGGCAUCUGAUACCCUUCGACGGCGGUCUCGCGAGCGGAGACUACGCGCCGCCUGGUAAGUACAAGUUUGUCGUGUACGAGCUGCACCUCUACGGCGACGAGACGAAGCUGGAGGACUGGGACGUGGCCGAGUCUCAGGCAUUCAAGAUCCGCUACAAGGACUGA